UAUAAUCACAUUGUUCGAUGAACAUUUUUCGGUGUCGGUUGUGCUUGCUUGCAAAUACUGUGUUAAUAAAGUAAUUAAUCAAGUCAGAAAUGGCAUUGACACAAUAUUUUAUUUUAAUUUUGUGCUUUGCGGGCGUCUUAUCCAAUUCUAUUAAUAUUUCCAAUGGUGGUGAGAAUGAGACUCAACCCUUCAUAGAGAUCGGUAGUAAAUAUUAUCUAAUAAAUACUGCUACUACGAUGAAUUGGUUCGGUGCGGUGCUUUAUUGUCGCAACUAUGAUAGUGAUUUAGCCGUAAUUGAAUCGGCAGCUGAGAUGAAUGCACUGAAUUUCUAUUUAACUACGAAUGAAGGUCACAUUGGCAAAAAUUUUUGGCUUGGUGCCACCGAUUUGGCAGAUGAGGGUAAAUUUAUGUCACUCAAAGACGGACGUCCAAUGCUCUAUGCUAAAUGGUCAGGCGGUCAACCAGACAAUAGAGACCAACAUGAGGAUUGUGUACAUCUUUGGCCAGUGCAUGAUAUAUUCUACAUGAAUGAUAACAAUUGCAUGACUAAGCUUUAUGCCAUCUGUGAAUUGCGACAACCGAAGAAGAGUUGCGACGUGUGUGAUCUGAAAAAUUUAAUGGAAAGAUUCAUGCAACAUGUUUCACACUGUCAAAAUUAGUUAGGUGGAAGUAGCAGUUUUAUAAAUAAAAUCGUUGUUUCAUAACAAUACCUUGAUAUAAAUAUUUUAUAACGUUAUAAGUGAACUUGUUAGUGUCGCGGAUUGCGCCACGAGUGUAAAUAUCAAUAAGCAAGAUUCGAAGCAAAAUUGAGGAUUGGCUAUGCUACUUCCAACUGUCAAAGAAAAUGCUAGAAAAUAGUAGUAGAAUAGUAUAUACAAGUAUAUCGGCGUUCAAACCGACUUAUCAAGUUCUUUAGGGGAAACUUAUUUAAUUGUGAAGGGUAUUCUGACUCCGGUUGCAGCGUUGUUUUCUUUUUGGAAUUACCUCUAGUAUACGUACAUAUAUUUGAAUAUACAUAUAUUCUUUCAACUGUAAGUGAAAGAUGGCUUACAAAUUAAAAAAAAAAAUGGAUUUAGCACAGUAAAUUGAAGACCUUGAUUGAAAAUUAUGAUGGCCGACACAUUUUUAAUACUCAUGAAACUGAACUAUUUUUCGAAAGUUUACCCGACAAGACCCUUACUUUUAAAGAUGAAAAAUAUCAUGGGGAAAACAUAAUAAAGAGAGGUUGACAGUUUUAUUUGCUGUAAAUAUGAACGGAUCGGAAAAACUUAAGCCCUUAGUGUUAGGAAAAGCAAUGAAACCACGAUGUUUCAAAGGAGUGAAAUCGUUUCCUGCUAAUUAUCGUGCUAACAAAAAACGCUUAGAUGAUGACAGAACCUUUUAACAAUUCGUUUUUGAUUUAAGUGAAAUUUUGAGUUUUAGAAAACUGUGUGCACAAUGGUUGCCGCAUUCGCUAACAAUGGAACAAAAACACAUUCGAAUGCGACUUUCUCAGCAAUAUUUGGAGCGUUUCAAAAAGGAUAAAAUGGAUUUUGUGCGUCGAUUGAUCACUAUAGAUGAGACUUGGGUCUAUCAACAUGAUCCUGAAUCAAAACAAGAGGCGAAAGAGAGGUGUGAACCUAGUUGUUCGGAGUGGUCGGAGUGUUCGAAAAUCGGCCAAGAAGAUUUUGGCAUCAGUUUUUUGGGAUGCGAGAGAAAUUUUGUUCGUGAAUUACUUACAAACUCGUAAAACAAUGAAUUCAGUUCCGUCCAUCGCAAUUUCGCUUACCUCUUCCUCAUUCUCACUAUCGGAACUAACUAAAAAUCUCCUUCUCUUUCAGAGUCUACGUACGUUUGAAAUAUUCCCUUCGUUCUCAACGGUGUUCGAGUCGGUUUCAAGUGGAUCAUAAUUUUUCUUGUUGUAAUUUUCCGUUCUUUAUGUCCUCACGACCACUUUGAAAACGAUAAUCGAAUGAGUACUACGAGUAUAAACACUUGGAAGUGCCGUAAGCCAUUUCCUGGAAGACAAUUUUCAGAUAAAAUAGUGCCACAGCUACAUUAUCUUUCGUU
This is a messenger RNA of Bactrocera dorsalis (oriental fruit fly), 2049 nucleotides long. Its product is annotated as C-type lectin 37Db-like. The record is from RefSeq and is a predicted model, not a curated record. NCBI's taxonomy places the organism in Eukaryota, Metazoa, Arthropoda, Insecta, Diptera, Tephritidae. The transcript is spliced from 3 exons. The coding region runs from base 90 to 659 and encodes 189 amino acids.